Bufo gargarizans (Asiatic toad) is the source of this 3153-nucleotide messenger RNA. RefSeq names its product cytidine and dCMP deaminase domain containing 1 (gene CDADC1). The transcript has 9 exons. Gene Ontology annotation, cellular component: cytoplasm. Bases 153 to 1625 code for a protein of 490 amino acids. Gene Ontology annotation, molecular function: zinc ion binding; dCMP deaminase activity. Lineage: Eukaryota; Metazoa; Chordata; Amphibia; Anura; Bufonidae. Gene Ontology annotation, biological process: dUMP biosynthetic process; dTMP biosynthetic process. The record is from RefSeq and is a predicted model, not a curated record.
UCCGUGGUGCAGCUUUAGCUCCUACUGUUCGAGAAGACAAGUGACAGCUGUAAGGGUCAGCUACCUGUCAAGUGUAUGGCGGCCGAUGUGUAAUCUGUUCGACUUGCUGUAAUGCAGAAGUAUAGCAGGGAGGAGGACACCCGGCUCACCCCAUGUACAGGAGCCAGGAGCCCGCCUGCUGCUCCACCGGGACACAGACUGACAGCAUGCAGGGUCAAGUCCCAAGGCUUUCUAAAGUUAAUUUAUUCACACUUCUAAGCCUGUGGAUGGAGGUUUUUCCGUCUCCUAAAGAUGCUCAGGACAAAGAGAAACCCCAGCAGAUAAAGAAGACGGGGCUUGUAGUUGUAAGGAAUAUGAAGAUUAUUGGCCUCCACUGCUCCAGCAGCGAGCUUCAUGCCGGUCAGAUUGCAGUGAUAAAGCACGGCUCAAGACUCAAAGAUUGUGAUCUCUAUUUCUCCAGAAAACCUUGCUCUACUUGCCUGAAAAUGAUUGUAAAUGCUGGUGUAAACCGUAUCUCAUACUGGCCUUCAGAUCCAGAGAUGAGCUUACAACAAGAAAGGUCUUCCCAAACCAGCAUUGAAGACGCCAGGCUUGAUGCCAAGGCGGUAGAGAGGUUGAAAUCGAACAGUCGAGCUCAUGUGUGCGUGCUCUUGCAGCCAUUGGCUUGCUACAUGGUGCAGUUUGUGGAAGAGACAUCCUUAAAAUGUGACUUUAUACAGAAGAUCACCAAGAUAGAACCUGAGUUUACUAGAAGCACGUUCUAUGAGUAUCGUCAGGAACGGGUUAAGGAGUAUGAAUCGCUUUUUUUAAUCUCCAAUGAAGACAUGCACAAAGAGAUUCUGAGGUUGAUGGGAUUGGAAAAUCUGUGUGAGGACCCAUAUUUCGUUUGCCUGAGGCAGAACAUGAAGGAUCUUGUCCUCAUUCUUGCUACUGUUGCAGCUAGUGUUCCCAGCUACUCUGAUUUUGGUUUCUACCUCAGUAAGACCAGUGAUGGGAGCCACCAACAGGGACUUACCCAAGAAAUUGCACAGCACUGUAUAAUACAAGCACGACUACUGGCGUAUCGAACUGAAGAUCACAAAAUUGGAGUUGGUGCCGUUAUUUGGGCAGAGCGGAAAUCUAGCUCACUGGACUGUGAUGGGACGGGGUCCAUGUACUUCAUUGGGUGUGGAUAUAAUGCUUUCCCUGUGGGCUCGGAAUAUGCUGAUUUUCCACACAUGGAUGACAACCAGAAAGACAGAGAAAUCAGGAAGUUUCGGUACAUUAUUCAUGCAGAGCAGAAUGCUAUCACAUUCAGGUGCCAGGAGAUUAAUCUCGAUGAACAGAGCAUGAUCUUUGUGACAAAAUGCCCAUGUGAUGAGUGUGUUCCCCUGAUUAAAGGUGCUGGCAUCAAGCAGAUCUAUACUGGAGACAUGGACAGUGGUAAAAAGAAGGCCGAUAUAUCCUACAUGAAAUUCUCUGAACUCAGGGGAGUUGGUAAAUAUAGUUGGCAACAAAAUCCGCACAGGGCGAGUACCAGUAACACACAGGCUUCCAUGUCUGCAGAAAAUGGAGAUCUGAAGAACAAAGAUGAAGAUGAUCUAUGCUUCAAAAACAAAAGGAUGUGCUAUGGGCAGAGCUUGUAAACCUGGAGUGUCAUUUUAAGUUUUAUUUUAGUAAAGAUUUUAUUUAUUGCAGAAACAAUUCUAUUUUAGGAAGGAAAAAAAAUCUAUUUAUUUUUGCUGUUAACGAGAUCAUUAAAACAUGGUUACUUAUGGAUGCUGCAAGACACGGAUCUAUGGCCACCAAGCAAGCAACUGUCCAGUAAUAUGGGAGCAGAAGAAAACGCGGUGAAAUGCAAUCAAAUUUCUUUAGUCCAGCAUCAGAUCAUUUUGAUAAUCCUACACCUCUUUUUUAACGUAGAACCACAUGACUUUACAUGACUAAAAGUAUGACACCAGGCAGAGGCGGUUCAUAAGAGCAGGGUCGGACUGGGAACCUAAAGUGGACCUGGAAAAAAUACGAAAAGUGGCACCGUUUUGUUGGGUCCAAAUUGAUGGAAGGCAGGGCCAGCAAUACCAUAUCGUGGAACAUUAUACCACCCAACAGAGCCAAAUACCAGAGUUCAUCACAAAAUACUGCCAGCAGCACAAAAUACAUCCCCAUAAACUUCCACUGGCCGGCCCCCUGGGCAUCGGCCCUCCGGGAGAUUUCCCUGUAAGGUCUAUGGCCAAUCUACCCCUGCAUAAGAGUCCUAAAACAGCAUUUCAUUUCCAUCCGGAAGGAUCUCUGCCUACAUGUUCUAUGACCAACCCAUAAUCCAGAAUAUUUGAUGGUCUAGGCGCAUUUUUAAGUCCAUUUAUGCCUAAACCUAAGGAAUUUUACUGCACUUACAAUGGGGUAAAUGUUCAUAUCCAGUGGAAUAUGAUGUUGAAAUGCUGCUGUAUAUUUGGACAGCCUAGGGACUCUGCAUUCGUUAAACUUGUCUUAGAUGGAGGAUGUGCACCAUCUGACUGUGAAGGACAGGCAAUCGGAUGCCUCCACUGAAGGUGACCAAACAUUAGAUGUAGGGUGAAGGUUGAACAAUCAUUCCGAUGCAGCCAUACCCGAUAUUCCAUAGUGGCCAUGUUCACUGACACCCGCUCAACGACGAAUGAUCUUUCUGGGAAUGUCCACGUAAAGAUGGUUCACGGGCUGGCCACUUUCAGAUGACGAUUUUACACAUGGCUGACUACUUUUGAGGCUACGAUGGCCUGUCUUUGAUUGGUAGGCUAAAAUGAACAUUCAUUGUUAAAUUUCACCCAGCGAACAAUCGAUUUGGUUGAAAUCAGCCAUUGUAAUCAGAUUGAGACUAUGUAUGGCCCUGUAAUCUUGCACUUUAUUAUUGACUCAGGCGUUGUCUACCUGUCAUAUAACAUAAUGUUGUAUCAUUUCAUCCAUGAACAUUUCUGUGCCAGACGUUCUGUUUGUUGCAGGGUUGCUUGUGAUUUCCUUUACCCAAACAGCAGUCGCAGUAUGACCGUGAUUUUCAGGAUGUUUUGUGUUGUUUUAUCCUGUGUGCAGCCCCGGUCUCAGAGUUGGUUACUUUAGUACUAUUUUGCGUUAGGACUUCUUACUGGAAUUGGUCCAUUUAUAAGGAUUGAUUUGCUAAUAAAGCAAGGAGUAUUCUGGGAA